Rotaria sordida is the source of this 426-nucleotide messenger RNA. NCBI's taxonomy places the organism in Eukaryota, Metazoa, Rotifera, Eurotatoria, Philodinida, Philodinidae. The record is from the annotation of a GenBank genome assembly.
AUGGCGAAACUAGAUCGUGGUCAUACAACAGAUGAAGAAACUUUUGAUCAAGAGACUCUCGGCAAAGGUAAUGUUACACAUCGCGAAUGGGUAAUAGCAACAGGUUAUGAUACAGUAUUACUUAACCGUGAUUAUUAUAUUGCCCCAACGAAUUAUCUUUUGAUAUUCAAUAAUUGUGCUGUCAUGCCAACUUAUAGUGUGCGAUAUUCAUUUAAAAUAAUACCUUUAAGAAUUCGAAAACAUAUCGGUGACUACUGCUCAUUUCACAAUGAAUAUCACAAAGAAGGAGUGGGUUGUGAUGGACAAUGUCAUCAAGGAUAUUUGGGUAACGACGAAUAUUCGGACGAUCCAACCAUCAUGAAAAAAUUACGUAGAUCUGGUAUGAGUUACCGACGAAGCACCACGAUGCGCUUCGAUCCGGAUUAA